Oenanthe melanoleuca is the source of this 3945-nucleotide messenger RNA. RefSeq names its product fibrinogen-like protein 1-like protein. The record is from RefSeq and is a predicted model, not a curated record. The transcript has 6 exons. NCBI's taxonomy places the organism in Eukaryota, Metazoa, Chordata, Aves, Passeriformes, Muscicapidae. Bases 2615 to 3457 code for a protein of 280 amino acids.
UGAUUGGCGAUUCUAGGGUAUUGAUCCGCCCUGUCCAAACCCCCCAAAGUCAGUAAUUGGAGGUCGCAUGCAGCGUUGCCACCUCCUGUUAUCCUGGGCUUUCUAAUCUUGGUAUUCUGUGUUUUCAACUUCUUCUCUCCCUAUUUAGCAUAGUUUAUGUUCCAGUGGCCUUGAGGGAUCUCAACAAGUUGUCGAAAAACACCUAAGAUUCUCUCAUGCUGUGCACCUGUUAUAAACACUGGUCUAAACUAAGAAACAGUUAGUGUGUGAAAGAAGCAUGUGAACGAACAGGAAAAUUUGCAGGAAAACAACUAGGCAGCAAAACUAAAUAGCUACUAAAUACAGUUUUUGGCUGGUGCACACACAAGGCCUGGAUUUGUACAGACAUGUCCACUGUGGCCUAAACUUUGUCCAGCAUUACAACAAAGGAGAGCUCUGUCCUGCUGUCUGUGCUGCAGACAACACAGUCCAUGAGAAGGAAUGAAGGGAAGCAAGUGCAGUUUCUGAAAACAAACCAUGCUUCUUUUCCCACCCUUUGCUCUCAGAACCAGUCUUAGAGAUGCAGAACUUAAUAUCCAGCAUAAACAGAACAGAUGAUUGGGGAUACAAGCAUCAUAAAGUCACCCUAGUACAAGCCAGUAAUGCCAUCUCUAUUAGCACAUUUUGGUAGCUCCUAAGUCAAGGGUUCUGGACUGGCACUGCAGCACAGGCAGCUGCACCAAGAGUGUGCAACAGCCAAACCCUACUCAACAGCUCAACCCCAAUCCUUCCAAAUUCCUGGUAGGAAACCUGCUCGCAGUUGCAUGUCUUCAUGGGGAAAUCCUGCCCUGUAUCAGUUAAAGCCAUGGAGCAUCCUGCAUGUGCUGGAAGCUCCUUUGUACCCAUAGGGGCAAAAAGUGGGGUGUUGUAGGCUUCUGAGCCUAGAGGUGGACUUUGCAUCUGACCAAACCACCUUCCCUUUGGUACCCAAGGACACCCUUUGGGAAAGGGUCCUCUCCCCACUCUUUGCUGUCUUCUACAUGGUAAGAAAUUGCUCUGGCCUAAAACCAGCAUUGUUUUUUUUAGGCUGGGGAAUGAGCAGGGAAACUCCUUCACAUGUGCUGUGUUUCUGUGACUGGGGAAUUGAGAGAAGCCAGAGACACCCAUGCAAGGGCCCAAUCCCACAGCUCUCCAUGCAGCACUCAGUUCUUGCCAAGGGGAGAUAAUGUCAAACUGCUAUUCCAUCAGCUUUCCCUUUUUGGGGGAGCUUGGUGACCCCAGCUGAGGGACAUCGUGCCUGGUCCUGCAUGGUGUCUGUGUUGCUGCUGAAGAAUUACUUCAGGUUCCCCAGGAACCACAGCCUCUCCUAGGCCACCCACUAUUUCUUGCCACUGCAAGACCAUGGAGCUGGACCACAACACUAUUGAAUUUUUCCUGAGGAAAGUUUAGAGAGGACCUGCAGGCUCUUCCCUGUGUGAGAAGAGUGGUGUCAGAAACUGGAAAAGGCAGUAAUUGCUGCUAUUGUGGCUGUCUGAGACCUGCCAAGCCUGUAGCCAUAGACAAAUUAGUAGGACAGGGUAGGAAGAAAAGUCACUUUGUUGCCUAACACCUGGGAAGAUAUUUAAUGAGACAAGUAGCCUUGACCUCAAAAUAUUUCCAAGCUAUCAGCAGAGGGAAGAGGAUGCUGUUGUCAAGGGUUGCACUGCUGCAAAGCAAAUGCUGUUCUGCUGAGCUGAUGAGCCCUGGCAUCUGUGUUGCUGCGGGGCUGCACUCACCAUGAGUGAAUAUGAAGAACUCACUGGCUUGAAAAAAAAGGGUGUUAGAAAUGCCUAUUUGGAAGAUGUCUCCAGGAUGAUGGGAGGACAUCUGUAUCAUCUUGUUUUUUCCAUCCUUGAGUUUGGAAUGACAAAGAUUCAUCUGGAGAACUUGAUUUUACCACUAAUGGUGGCAAACUCAAAUGUUCUUGUAUUUCAUCCCUGAGUCCCUGCAGUGUCCUUGUGCUUUCUGUGCCAAGAGGUGACAUCACAAACUGGGCCAAUUGCAACUAGAGAACAAUGAUGUCCAGAUAUUGACGACACCAGGGCUGCAUCAUAAUGUACUGUGAGAUGAGUGGGGCAGACAGGGGCUGGACAUCCAGAGGAACCAACUCAGCUCAGCUGAGCUCCUGGAAUGAGUCUUGGAUCACCUACAAAGCGGCUUUGGGAAUGUACACACUGAGUUCUGACUAGGCACCGAGUACAUCCACCAGAUCACCAGGCAGAAGGUCUACCAGUCUCCAUUUUCAUCCAGUGCUUGGGCAGCACCAGCAGGUCCUCCCCCCUGACCUGCUGGCUGAUGCCAGGAGCCCCUGCCAUGGUCCUGGUAGGUGUUAUCAGGAGCUUUUCUUGGUUUCGUGGAAUUCUGUGUGAACCCCAGCAGCUGGGAACCCUUACCACAGACACGCAACAGAUGGUGCAUGAGCAGAGGUACCUGCAGAGGACAAACAGACCAUAAAUUUCCAGGAAUGGAUGAGUACUGCUAUUUGAUCAGCUGCUUCACCUCACCAAUGAGCCCUAUAUAACAUCAGGAUUGGCCAUGCUGCCACCAGACCAGACCUACUCAGCUCCCCACUCCACGGGGUCUCAACAGAGAGAGCAUGGCGGCUCAUCACUACAAUCCUCUGUUCUUCACCUCCGUGCUGGCCCUGCUAUCCCCACUUCUUGCUCUGCACAUUGAAAACCUGGAGAGAUUGAAAGUAAAUUUAGAUGAAAUAAUUAAUAUCCCUUCUGACAGACCUCUUCCUGAUGAAGCUGAAGGGAUCAUCCAGCAGAACCGGGCAGCUGACCCUCAGCAGGAACAGGGCCGCAGUGGUUGGCCCAAGGACUGCAGCGAACUCCCUGCUAGCAGCCCCAGUGGCAUCUACAUCAUUCAGCCCACAGGACAGCAAACUAUCGUGGUAUACUGUGAGAUGAGCAAGGACGAUGGAGGCUGGACUGUUAUCCAGAGGAACCACAGAGAUACACCAGUCAGCUGGGAUGAGUCUUGGAGCACCUACAAACAUGGCUUUGGGAAUGUACACACUGAGUUCUGGCUGGGCACUGAGUACAUCCACCAGAUCACCAGGCAGAAGGUCUACCAGGUCAGGUUUGUCAUCUGGGAUGCUGCAAAUAACAUGAAGUUCGCAGACUACAACCUGUUCAGCUUGGGUGAUGAGUCCCAGGGCUACCAGCUGAGGCUGGGAGCACACUCAGGGACAGCAGAGGAUGCCAUGGCCUCCAAGGGCACGACCACCAUGCAUGACAACAUGAAGUUCUCUGCUAAAGAUCGAGAUCAGGACACUUCUAGUGGGAACUGUGCCUCCAGCUCCGGGGGCGCGUGGUGGUACUCGGCGUGUUACUCUGUGCGUCUGAACUUCAAAGGGGCCAUGACAUGGGGCAACCUGUGCCAGGGGAGCUGCAGAGCCUCAGCCAUCCUCAUAAAACCCACCACCUACUGCUAGAUGCAUUUUCGUUUCCUUUCUGUCCAAUCUGUCCAAUCUCUGGCUCUCCAAAGAAUUGGAACAAAGCAAAACCAAAAUGGGUGUGCCAUGGGGUCUUUGCAGCAGUUGGUCAUACGUAGCUACUGAAUAAAAUAAGGCAUUUUCCACUUCUUCUUCCUCCUGUAGAUUUUCUCUACUUCUCAGCUGUGCCUGUGUCCUCUAGUUCAGAGUCAGAUAAUUUUAAUAACAUUAAUAAUAGAAACACUCUCCUGGAAACUCAGAAGUUCCCAUGUCGGUAGUGUGUUUCAUACGACAUGUGAAAUGGUCAACCCAGUAGACUUCUGUGGUGUUGUCAGUUAAUUUACAUCUUUAGUUUCAGGAAUACUACCUAAUUUUUGCUGAAGAUCUUGCUCAAAUACUAAAGUGCACAGGCAACUUGCCACUCUGAACCUCCUGCAUGUAAUGCUUAAUAGAUGUUAAAUAGUCAAAUAAAUUGGCAUUCAAAGAAC